Chaetomium strumarium is the source of this 1730-nucleotide messenger RNA. RefSeq names its product 6-phosphogluconate dehydrogenase. Lineage: Eukaryota; Fungi; Ascomycota; Sordariomycetes; Sordariales; Chaetomiaceae. Gene Ontology annotation, molecular function: ketol-acid reductoisomerase activity. Bases 157 to 1371 code for a protein of 404 amino acids. The transcript is spliced from 5 exons. Gene Ontology annotation, cellular component: mitochondrion. The record is from RefSeq and is a predicted model, not a curated record. Gene Ontology annotation, biological process: L-valine biosynthetic process.
UAAAAAUCUGACUCGAAAGCUCCGAUAGUGCAGCGAAACGGAGACGGUGAACUUGUGAAGUGUCCCCCCAUAUAAGGCAAUUGUGACCCGUUCGUCCAACAACACCACCUUCCCUCCCAUUUUCCCCCCCCCAAUCCCCACUCAAUUCACAUCACAAUGGCCUCCCGCAGCUUCUCCCGGGCUCUGCGCUCCCCAAUGGCGCGCCAAUUGGCGUCGCCCGCCGUCCAGAGGCGCACGUUCGUCGCCGCCGCAGGCCUGGUGCGUGCUUCGGCCGUCGCUGCCUCGCAGGCUGCCGCUCCUGCCCGGCAGCAGGUGCGUGGUGUCAAGACCAUCGACUUUGCUGGCUCAAAGGAGGAGGUCUAUGAGCGUGCCGACUGGCCUAAUGAGAAGCUCUUGGAGUACUUCAAGAACGACACCCUCGCCCUCAUCGGCUACGGCUCGCAGGGCCACGGCCAGGGCCUCAACCUCCGUGACAACGGCCUCAACGUCAUCAUCGGCGUGCGCAAGAAUGGCAAGUCGUGGCAGGAUGCCAUCCAGGACGGCUGGGUCCCCGGCAAGAACCUCUUCGAGGUCGACGAGGCCAUCUCCAAGGGCACCAUCAUCAUGAACCUGCUCAGCGACGCCGCGCAGAGCGAGACCUGGCCCGCCAUCAAGCCCCAGAUCACCAAGGGCAAGACUCUCUACUUCUCCCACGGCUUCUCGCCCGUGUUCAAGGACCUCACCAAGGUCGAUGUUCCGGCGGACGUCGAUGUCAUCCUCUGCGCUCCCAAGGGCUCCGGCCGCACUGUCCGGUCGCUCUUCCGUGAGGGCCGUGGCAUCAACUCGUCUUUCGCGGUGUACCAGGACGUGACGGGCAAGGCCAAGGAGAAGGCCAUCGCCAUGGGUGUCGCCAUCGGCUCGGGCUACCUGUACGAGACGACGUUCGAGAAGGAGGUCUACUCGGACCUGUACGGCGAGCGCGGCUGCCUGAUGGGUGGCAUCCACGGCAUGUUCUUGGCGCAGUACGAGGUGCUCCGUGAGCGCGGCCACAGCCCCAGCGAGGCGUUCAAUGAGACGGUCGAGGAGGCGACGCAGUCGCUGUACCCGCUCAUUGGCGCCAACGGCAUGGACUGGAUGUACGAGGCGUGCUCGACGACGGCGCGGCGCGGCGCCAUCGACUGGACGCCGCGGUUCAAGGACGCGCUCAAGCCCGUCUUCAACCAGCUGUACGACUCGGUCAAGAACGGCGAGGAGACCAAGCGCUCGCUCGAGUACAACUCGCAGCCCGACUACCGUGAGAGGUACGAGGCCGAGAUGGAGGAGAUCCGCAACCUGGAGAUCUGGCGGGCGGGCAAGGCCGUUCGUUCUCUGCGGCCCGAGAACCAGAAGUAAAGUGGUGGCGUUGUGGGCUGGCGUGUUUCUUUGCUCGGGAACAGGUUGAUACUCUGGCUUAUGGGACGGGUGGGCUGUCGCCCCGCUUCGGGAUUGAGAUACCUCUAGGGCAACGGGGAAUCAAAAAAAGCCUGCCUUGAUUUCUUUUCACGGCACAUUUCUUUAAUCUUGGGCUUCAGCUUGUAGAAACUGUACAUAUAUAUGGUUCUAGCUGAUGAUGGUUUGGUGGUAUUUGACUUGUUUUCUGAGCGCAUCAUCCCCUUCCUCUUCUUGUCUUAACUCUCUUCUAUCUCACGCGAGCAACUCCCCCAGCUUAUCAAGACUCACAUUGCCGCCACUAAACACCACCCCGAGAUCCC